Messenger RNA from Paramormyrops kingsleyae, 4140 nucleotides. Lineage: Eukaryota; Metazoa; Chordata; Actinopteri; Osteoglossiformes; Mormyridae. The record is from RefSeq and is a predicted model, not a curated record.
GCAGAGUCAGGCAGCGUUCAGAUGAUUGGUGAGUAUUCCUGGGGAGCGCCCAGAAUAGCAGCGCCUUUGCCCGGUGACCACGCGUCCCGUCCGCCCGCCAGCGAGCCCCCGGUCGCUACAAAGGACGCCCAUCGUCCCGUAACUCCAUCCCCUCUCCGCCGGCUGCUCAGCUUCAUGCUCACCCCAGACCCGCUCCUUGAAGACAUAGGUUUCUCCAGACCCGCUUCUUGAUUGUCCGGAUUUCACCAGACCCACCAGGUUUCUCCAGCACUCUGCAGCCACGACCAGGGAGAGACUGCAGCUGAGAAGCAGACCUCUCUGCCUACAGGCAUUUUAACUGCAGUUAGAGAUGAAUUCAGCUCGCAAAUGAGAUUAUGGCUUUUUCUGGCAUGGUGAUCUUCCUCCCCCUCCUCAUCCUCGCCUCACACGGUGUUGGAGCCAGAAUCUCUGCCUCGUCCAAUCAGAUGCAGGGCUCCACGUGGGAGGCCGGUCUCUGGUGUGACCUCCCCACGGCCCGUACAGAAGAUGGGCCGGAUGGGGACUGUGUUUCUGGCCAGAGAGGGAACUACAGCAUAAAAACACAACACAACACAACAAAUGUCACAAGGUGUCAUGUGACCAGCUACAGUCGUCUACCACUGUUUACUAAUGACACCCACGAUGCCAGAGCCACCCGCUUGAACAUCCUGUGCUGGAUAGACGAGACAGCGGCAAAUCUAAUUUGUAACCUGGAGUGGCCCUCGAACCUGCGCGGAGCCGGGGUUCUGUCCGUGAGCUCGCAGGAUUCUCCAUCAGGGCUGGGUGCGGUGUGUGAAGCCAGCAGGAGUGAGGGAUCUGACUCUGUUACGUGCGUGUCGGCGUUGCAUGCUCUCGAUGGUGAGGUCACCCUGACGGUCAGCGUCUCCAGCUGCACAGGUUCUGCGUGGUCGCCGGCCAUGCGCUUCGUCCCGCGAGCUUUGCUGACGCUGGUGCCCCCAGAGAACCUGCAUCACACCAUGACCGCCGAGGGUGAAGUCCGCUUGGGCUGGACGACACAGCGGCCCAAGAGCGGCCAGUUCAGCUGCGACGUCCGCCAUGCCCAGGAGAUGUCCGGCCACACUGUGUUGGAGGUGAGGGGCGCCAGCAGACCCGAGGUGGAGUUGAGCGGACUCAGCGCCGGAUUUAACUACAGCGUCCAGGUGCGCUGUCGCUCCCCAGAGGAGGCGGGCAUCUGGAGCGACUGGAGCCACCCCCUCUACAUUAACCUACGCGAAGUGAGUUACCUCCCGGAGAGAUUAUUCGCCAGCACUGGUUCCAACGUGACGGUCCGCUGCGUGUUCAAUAACCGGAGCCUCCGCGCCGAAGAUGUGGCCUGGUGGCUGAACUACCACGAGAAGAUUCCGGAAAGCCAGUACAGCGUGGUGAGCGAGCGUGUGAGCAGCGUCACCCUGCUGAACGUGAGACCCCCGCGGCAGCGGGGGUACGACGUGCUGCACUGCUGCCAGCAGAGCGGCGCCAGAUCCCGCUGCAGCUACCCUUACGCUCAGAUUUACGUCACGGACUUCAACAUCGCCAUCUCCUGCGAGACCAACGGCGACUUGACCUCCAUGACUUGUCGAUGGAACGCCAGUCAGUGGGCUGAGGUCACGUUCCUUUAUAGGCAAGCCUCCUCCCCGCCCCCAGUGAGGCCGCAUCCCCCAUUCGAGCUGUCUGCCGUCACUGUCCCUGCCGGCUUCCUGAGUGUCGAGUGGAAGCGCCACGAGCUGCCAGUGUACGGCCUCCAGUACGAGGUGCGCUACGCAGCAGAGGGCACCAGCACGCACUGGAAGGUUGCCGGACCUGUAUUCAAUGAGUCAGCCGCGGUCGCGGUCUCGGACCCGUGCCUGGUUUACACGGUCCAGGUGCGCUGCUGGCGCUCUGGGGGGGCCGGAUACUGGAGUGACUGGAGCGACCCCUGCAACAGCACCGUCCAGAGCCUCAGAGCCCCGGAAGAGGGACCUGAUUUCUGGCGAGUGAUUCAAGAAUAUCCUGGAUCGAAUCGGACCAACGUCACGCUGCUUCUGAAGCCUUUGCCAAGGGGGAACCCGCUGUUUUGUGUGGAGAGGCUUGAAGUUCGUCACCAGACCACUGGGGGCGCCAUGUGGUCAGAGAACCCGGGUUGGGCGUCUGGCUACACUUUCCUCUGGAGUGCAGAGGAGCACUCUGUCACCGUCGUGGCCGUCAAUGACCUCGGGUCCUCGACCAGGAACACUCACAUGGCACUGAGCAGACGUUCCAAAACGCAGCCGCUCCGGGCUUUCGGCUCCACCGUGCUGAAUGGCAGCUGUGCGGUGCUGUCCUGGGUGCUGGACCCCACGGCACCUGCCCCAGCGUCCUUCGUGGUGGAGUGGCGAGGUCGAGGCGGUGCCGGAGAGUGGACGGCCGGGGAGAGUUUCAGCUGGGCGCGAGUCCCUGCAACGACAAACACCUUCUAUCUGCACGAUGUGUUCUUUGACUCGGAUGAAUACCAGUUCGUUCUCUACCCGAUCUUUGAGCGUGGGGAAGGGGAGCCCAUCUGCUCCAAAGAUGACAGGGGGCGUCCCGGCGGAGAGCAAGCGGUCUAUAUGCUGAUGAUGGUGGUGGCUUUCCUGUCUGUGGCCCUGUUCCUGAUGCUGACCGUCUCCCAGCGCCAGAUGAGGAGGGUUGUUUGGAAAGAUGUUCCGAAUCCCAGCAACUGUUCGUGGGCCCAAGGCGUGGAUUUUAAGAAGGCAGAGACCAUCGAGAACCUGUUUCGACACCCAGAGCUGCUGAUGUCCCACCCAUUGCUCCUGGAGUCAGAGACCAUCUCUGAAGCUGUGAUCGUGGAGGAGACCACACCCCCGGCUCGAGAGAAGAUCAGUGAGUCUCAUGGACACUCAGCCGGUGGGGACAGCGGUGAAAUUCAGGGACUUGAGGGUUCAGACCAGUCUAGGAUCACCUAUGCUACCGUCCUGCCUCCGGGGGCACUCUGUCUUCUCUACAAGCAGCAGGAGAGUCUCAGUAGCAUCUCUGAUGAGGGCAACUUCUCAGCCAACAUCUCCGACAUCUCUGGGUCAUUUCCGGGGGGGGCGUGGGAGCCCGAGCAUCCGCGGGGUUCCGAGUUGCAUCUCCGGUGCUCUAGCUUGUACAACUCAGCCGAGGAGUACUCCGAAACCUCGGAGCGGGAGGAGGAAGAGGCCCCAGAGAGGAGUGACACGGGGAGGAAGCUGUGCUAUCUGAGGAUGACCUCACAGGAAGAAGGUGAAGAAGACAAUGGCAAGGAGGAGGAGGAGUUGGGGGCUAGGUUCCUGCAAGACGAUGUCCUGGCAGCCCUCCCUGAGCAGUGGCACAGGCUCCCCCUGGAAUCCAGCCCCCUGCUGGGCACUCAGGGGGGUGAAUGGGCCGUGGGGUCGGCAGUGAGUAACGUCCCGCUAUACAUGCCCCAGUUUCGAACUCUACCGCGUAAGCCAUCAAGUGUUGCAAUACACGAGACAUCCCUCCAGGGGUCGCCAACACUGUGACCAAUCCAAUACAUGGAAUCACUCUUGCUGCUCUCACACUCUCUUGUGACACACCCCCACUCUCAUUACACCCUGACCCAUGUCCAGGUGCCUCUAUCUCUUUCUGAAGGGCUGUGUACGACUUGUAGUUUUUAAAGACACCCUCCCGGUUUGCGUCUGACAAUGGCAAAUCUGGCGUGGUUCAGGCAGGCGGAAUCUCACCAUGCGUGUGGCCAUGCAGUGUCACACUAUUGGAGGUGAAAGGGCAUUAUCGCUACAGCAGCACACGGGCGCGAAACGUCACAAAACAGAACACUGCGGCAGAUGGCAUUAGGCGUUGUCAGCGAACGUGGCGGUCAUUGGGAAAGAAACUGCGACUAACAGGAACUCGCCUCUGUCAAUCAAACCAACCAUCACAUGUCGAGUUCCACCUGAAUGUAUAUUUUUGUUGUUUUACGUACUGUAUCCUGUCUUUGAAAUGACCGUGUAAAAUAUGAUCUAUUUUCAGUAUUUCCCAUUUUCUACUGCAAGCAGAUAAUGAAUGCAAGAAAAACCUAUAAGGUUUUAAAUUACAUGAUUGUGCCAUUCAACUGGUAAAUACUUCAUAAGUGUCUACAUAAGUAGUUCGCAUAUUUUUGUGGUCAAAUAAAGUAUUUAUUGUCAA